AUGAAGUUUGUUAUUGAAAACUUGAGUAAAAAUUCUGGACGGUUGGGUCAUUUGGUGCAACAAGAAACCGGUAAACAAUUCAAGACACCACUUCUUCUGCAGACCACAAAAGGUGGCAGUAUACCUUAUCUAUCGCGUGAAGUAUUCGAUCAUGUUUCCAGUGAUUGUCACGUUUUGCAAAUGUCCCUGGCUACCAUGGAUCACAUGAAAGAGGCAUUGUCUGUAUAUAAAGGUGGUGUUAGUAGUUUUGUUGGUUUCAAAGAUUAUCCCACGGUGCUGACGAUACGUGAUCCAUGUGAGAAAAUGCCCAAUGGCUCCAAUGACAAAGAUAUUGUUCCACUGUUUACACGACGUGGUAAAGAGACAUUAAGUCCAGAGAAAUAUAUUGAAUUAGUGGAAACAUUUCGACCCGAUAUUUAUCAAGGUCUUAAUGAUGCCGACACAAAUAUUGACAGUGCCAAAAAGAGAAUACAAAAAUCGGUGGAUCGUACGGAAAUAUUUAUGCGAUUUUGUUAUGAACAACAUUCAAAAUCGGAAAUAUUAAAAAAGUCUUGUCUCUUCGUUCCGAUUGUUGGUGGUUAUAAUAAAUUCAAUCGGUCGCAGUCCAUUAAAGAUGCCAAGGCUAAUGGUGCCGAAGUAUGUGGUGGUUAUAUUUUUGAAGGCUUCCAUAAUUAUGGUUUGAGUGCAACGGAGGUGACUUCUGAACAAUUACUACCCAUAAUGACACAUUGUCUCAAUGAGCUGCAAGCGGAUAGUAAACCUGUAAUGCUGCCAGGAGCAUAUACACCGUUAUUAGUAUUGGAAUUAAUAAAAAUGGGUGUUGAUAUCUUCGAUUCGUCGUAUGCUUAUUGUGCUGCUGUAAACUUUAAGGCCUUAUCGUUUAGCUGGGAAGAGGAGACGUUAAAUCGUAGUGAAACACCAUUUAUUGAUGUAACCGAUGAGUGCUUAAAAGAAGACUUUACACCUUUACUAAAGGAUUGUUUAUGUUUGGCUUGCCAAAAACAUAAUCGUGCCUAUAUUCAUCAUUUAUAUAAAACGUCGGAACUUUUGGGACCCAUACUACUAAUGAUCCACAAUUUACAUCAUUUAAUGCAAUUCUUUAAGAAAAUACACGAAACCAUAGCCGCCGAUAGUUUAGAUAAUUUAAUAAAAUUGCUGAAAUAUCAAGGUGGUGACAAGGUGAUAGAAUAUCGUAUAACUGCCAAUACUAAAGUUAUUAGUAAAGCUGGUCUGGGUAAAGGAUUUGCCGAAAGUAAAUCAUAACCACAAGAAUGACAAAAAACAUCACUAAUAAUUUUACUAUUUUUGUAC
Musca vetustissima is the source of this 1311-nucleotide messenger RNA. Its product is annotated as queuine tRNA-ribosyltransferase accessory subunit 2. The record is from RefSeq and is a predicted model, not a curated record. Bases 1 to 1263 code for a protein of 420 amino acids. The transcript is spliced from 4 exons. Lineage: Eukaryota; Metazoa; Arthropoda; Insecta; Diptera; Muscidae. Gene Ontology annotation, molecular function: tRNA-guanosine(34) queuine transglycosylase activity.